AUGACGGUAAUGGGAAGCAUGGUAUUCAGUGCUCCAACGGCUAAGUCCAUAGAAACAUCACUAGCAAAUGCUACAGUUUUACACUUCAUGGAGUCUUAUUCCAUGAGCAGUAGAUUAAUGGCUAGAUUCCGAGUGGCGAGCAAACAUAUGCACAUGGGUGAUAAAUCACAUACUUCAUUGGAUGAAUCGGAUAUGCCUCGCUUUGCCGAACCCGUAGCCAAUGUAACCGUAUCCGUUGGUCGAGAUGCUCUUUUGGCUUGUGUUGUGGAAAAUCUAAAAGGCUACAAGGUUGCCUGGGUAAGAGUAGACACCCAAACCAUAUUGUCCAUAUACCACAAUGUCAUCUCACAAAAUAAUCGCAUCAGUCUCACAUAUAACGAUCACCGAUCGUGGUAUUUACACAUCAAAAAUGUGGAGGAAAGUGAUCGUGGUUGGUACAUGUGUCAGGUGAAUACAGAUCCAAUGCGUUCGAGAAAAGGAUAUCUGCAGGUUGUGGUUCCCCCCAUGAUUGUAGAGGGCAUGACCAGUAAUGAUUUGGUUGUUCGUGAAGGCUUAAAUGUUACACUCAUGUGCAAAGCUCAUGGUUAUCCCGAGCCAUAUGUUAUGUGGCGUCGAGAAGAUGGUGAAGAAAUGCUGAUAGCUGGUGAUCGUGUUAAUGUUGUGGAUGGCGAACUAUUGCAUAUAACGAAAGUGAGUCGCCUGCAUAUGGCCGCCUAUUUGUGUGUUGCUUCAAAUGGUGUACCACCCUCCAUUAGUAAACGAGUCAAUUUAAGGGUACAAUUUCCUCCCAUGCUUUCGAUACCCAAUCAAUUGGAGGGAGCUUAUUUAGGCCAGGAUGUCACCUUGGAAUGUCAUACAGAAGCUUAUCCAGGCUCCAUUAACUAUUGGACCACGGAGAGGGGUGAUAUGAUUAUAUCGGACACCUCACGUGCUGGUGACAAAUUUGAAACGGCAUCAACGGUUAGUGGUUAUACCAAACAUAUGAAAUUAAAAAUACGUAAUGUGGGUCCCAAUGAUUUUGGAACUUAUCGAUGCGUAGCAAAAAAUUCAUUAGGCGAAACUGAUGGCAACAUAAAACUAGAUGAAAUGCCAGCACCCACUACUGCUAUUUUAUCCGAAAUGGCCAUGUUGAAUCGCAGUCUAGAUGGCAAGCGUCGUAAUAAAAAUAAAUUAGACUCAAAUUCUUUGCCCGACUAUGGUGUUGAAGAGUGGCGUGAUGGUGCCGGCAAUGCGGGCGAUAACAAUCAAGCGCCAAUGCGUAAUCCACCCGAUGCUUUACACAAUUCAGCAGGAGCAUUGGCACAACAUAAUCUAGUUGGUGUAAUAAUUCAAGCGAUUAAAAUGCAAUCAUUAGGGAUUUUCAAGCGUUUAACGAAUUUAAUACAAACCAUAAACGAAUGCGAGACAACAGCAAAAGCAGUAGAGGAUUUAAAGGCAGUCGCUAAACUAAGGAAAGCAAAAAUAACAACAAUAGCAGUUAUAAGAAAAACAAUACAAAAAUACGUGCAUAAAAUACAAAAGCUUACAAACGGGCUGGCAACAUCUAUGGUGAAAAUGAUAAAAUCAACAGUUUUUAUAUUAAGACAAAAGCAACAACGGGAACAGCAGCCACAACAACUACAGCCAAGGCAACAGCGUAAAAAUCUUAUUAUAGAAAAUGAAUUUAAAACAUUUAAACACUUCAGUACACAGGAGACACAUGUCAGCCGCCAUCGCCAUGAAAAACAUUGCAAAAUGUGGCGCAGGAAAUUGAGAAAGAGUCGUUUAUGUUACAUGCACGAUAAGAUGACGACGAUGAUGUCGGCGACGACGACAUUGAAGAAGCAGCAACAUCAAGACAAUUCAAAUUUUAUGGCGAAUUUAUAUGUGAACAAUUUUCAACAACAUAUAAAACAACAAGAAAUUUUACAUAAAUUUAAUACAAUUUAUAUAUUUUUACAAUAA
Calliphora vicina (urban bluebottle blowfly) is the source of this 1944-nucleotide messenger RNA. It is a transcript of the gene DIP-kappa, whose product is annotated as Dpr-interacting protein kappa. The record is from RefSeq and is a predicted model, not a curated record. Bases 1 to 1944 code for a protein of 647 amino acids. Lineage: Eukaryota; Metazoa; Arthropoda; Insecta; Diptera; Calliphoridae. Gene Ontology annotation, cellular component: neuron projection. The transcript has 13 exons.